This is a messenger RNA of Chelonoidis abingdonii (Abingdon island giant tortoise), 2749 nucleotides long. RefSeq names its product SCAN domain-containing protein 3-like. The record is from RefSeq and is a predicted model, not a curated record. Gene Ontology annotation, molecular function: protein dimerization activity. NCBI's taxonomy places the organism in Eukaryota, Metazoa, Chordata, Testudines, Testudinidae.
UCUCCGUCUGUGGUUGAGGAUGGGCCUGAGGAGUGCACAAUGCUGCUGAGUAGAAAGUUGCUUUUCCGGUGUUACCAUAUCUUGUCUUCCUGCCUGCAACUUGUGGCUUCCCUGUCUAUGUGCUGGUCACAUGGAAGGGCUCAUGCUAUGGAAAGUGGAAUUGGUAGAAAGGAUCUCCGGUCUAUGGUUGGAGGAGCUGGGCCUGAGGAGUGCACAAUGCUGCUGAGUUAGAAAGCUUGUGGCUUCCCUGUCUCUGUGCUGGUCACAUGGAAGCGCUCAUGCUAUGGAAAGUGGAAUUAGUAGCUCUGUAAGUGGCUAUUGGCCAGCAUCCUCGGCAAGAUCACUGUGUGGUGUUCGGGUAGGUUGAGAUUGUUCGUGGCAGAUUGCGAAAGAGUUAAAAAUGGAAAUGGAUAUCAGAAAGGUUUUCAAUCAUCCAGUGCCAGAAAAUGCCCCUGCAUGUGAUACAGAAAUGGUCCCAGAGGAGCUCCCUGCUGCUAAGAAAAGCAGAACAUGGAAGGAAGAAAAUCGAAAAUUUCAGGAGCAGUGGGAAACACGGUUUCUUAUGUUUCUCAAGCCAUCUCAUUCCAUUUCUGAGCAAGUUGCUGUGUGUGCUGUUUGUAAGAAGGAAAUUCAUCAAAUUAAAAUGUACGCAAUGCAGCGUCACUAUAAGACUCAUGCAGAGGAAGUUGAACAGAAUUACCGGGCUGAGUUUCAGAGACGCAAGCUGUUAAAUGAUGCAAAAACCGAGCUCGAAAGACAACAGCGACGGCCCAGAGAUUUCCUGAGGAAAGCGGAUCAGAUCUGGGUGGCUACUAUUAAAGCGGCGCUGCUUUUGGGGCAAGCAAGGAAAUCUCUCGACGACGGAGAACUUGUGAAGAAGAUUGUUCUGGCCGUUCAACCAGAAAAUACGCUUUUCAGAGAGCUACCGCUGAGCAAUGACACAUUACAGAGGAGCACAAGAGAUCUAGCGAACUUUCUACAAAACGAAAUAGCCAAUAAAAUUGCAGCGAGCCCUUUCUACAGCCUUUGCUUGGUUGGGAGCCUUGAUGUCAUGAAGAAUCCCCAGAUAAUCGUGUGUAUUCGCUUUUUUGACUCUUCUCGCUGUUGUUUUACUGAAAGCGUUUUAUGUCAGGUGAGCCUCACUGACAGGCCAACUGGCAAACACGUUUUUCAGUGUAUUCAGGCGAGAAUGCAGGAAUGCCGGGUUAGCUUUGACAAUCUGUGCGGCUUGACAGCUGAUGGGGCAGUGGCCAGGCAAGGUGCCCAAGCAGAGGUGUUGAAUUGCUUCCAAGAAAGCUGCCCUCAGACGCUUUUUCUGUUUUGCUGGUUUGUCCACCAAGAAGUACUUGCCAGCAGAGCUUCAAAGGAAAGUAUGGACGAGGUCGUAUCCAUAGUGAAAAAGUGCAUCCGUGCCGUGAACAGCAGUGGUGUCAAUAAAGAGAGAUUCGCAACUCUGUGUGACACGGGCUCUGAGACACACAAGGUGCUGCUGAAUAACAACCUAGUCCACUGGCUUAGUUUUAAUGACAAUGUACAGUGGCUGUUUGAGCUCCGGGGAGAGCUCAUUGAGGUUUUGAACACAGUUUCACUGGAACUGUCCCAAAAGCUACAAGAUCCAGAAGUACAUGGUUGUUUGCUCUUUUUGAAGGAGUUUUUACCAAAGCUUGCAUCCUUGAACCUGGAGCUCCAGAUACCUCAGCUAACAAUAUUUGACCGCAUUGAAGUAAUUCAUACAUUUCGAAUGACCAUCGCUGACAUUGUCCAGCAACUACAAGAGAAAUGGGACUUUUCCGUGUUUUCUGAGCUUAGUGGGUUUCUCAGCUGUCAGGAUGAGCGCGUGCAGCACAAGGUCGGCUCAGCUGUAACCAAAUACCUGCGUAUCCUCUCGGAAGAGCUUGAAAAUUGUUUCAGCGAGGGACACUUUUUCCGUCAGUACAGUUUUGUGACGGACCCAUUCAGCAAUUCUGGUUCAGGGUUUUUGGCUGCAGACAAACUAACGGCCUUGCAAGACAGAUUAGCUUCCUUUGCCUCUUUGGAUUUAAGGAAUCUCCAGUAUCUCAUGGUGCACAUGCGUAAUAAUGCAAAGCUGAAAACAUACUUCAGUCAGCCUGCUGUUACAGUGCAGCAAUUCUGGCUCAGAGUGUACCUGUCUGAGGACGCCUACAGGCCUCUAGCUAAAAUUGCUCUGCUUUUCUUGUCCCUGUUUUCAACUACUGUGCUGUGUGAGAGGGCAUUUGGUGCACUGCACUGUCUGAAGAGCAAGUACCGAAAUGGCCUCACUGAUGCUAACCUGGAAGCUUCCCUUCUAGUUUCACAGGAGACCCGAGGUCUUGCCGACUUUCCAUUCCAAGAGCUGCUGAACUUCUGCAGGUAGUCUGAGCCACACAGUGGCUGUUAAACCCCAGAACUUUAAUUUCAUUAUCACUCUGUAUUGGUAAAGGACAGUACAACAGGAUUGUUUGUUUGGAGUGAUCUUUUGUCCAGGAAAGAGAACGUUUGCACAUAUUUGCAGAUUUUUUUUCGUUAUUUGGACUCUUAAUUAUGUCAAAGCAUUUUUCGGUGUAGUUCGAAACUGUUGUACAGACAUUCACCUUUCACCAAAGAAGUCAGGAAUGUGCCACGCACCUUAUUUGUGUUCUGUUGUAUUGAGCUCCAGUAAAGGAUAGAGACGGCUGGGCAUUUUUAUUAUUGAGUCUGAAGAAGGGAAGGGGGGGAAAAAGCCCCUACUUAAAUAAAUGACAGUGCCUGG